AUGAACGCCACAGCCGAAAACAAAACAUUAUUCUUAACCUGCUACAUUCUAACUAACAAAGCAACGCUGAUUAAAGAUUUCUCAUCAGGCACAGAGAAAAUUAUCCACGUCGCUACUUUAGUUUUCUGCAUUUGUCUGUUCUUGUUCACGGUUGUUCUCAACACUGUUACAGUAGGAACAAUUUGGACAAUUCGUUCCCUCUCCGAAAAGGUCAGCUAUUUCUCCAUUAUGGUUCAAUCAGCCAUCGAUCUUGCAAAUGGUGUGGUCAUAUUUCCAAUGUUCAUUGCACAUCUAUCGAGUGAAAUUAGUGGAUCUCCAAGCUGUGACGCAACCUAUGUAAUGCUUGUGUUGUUAUGUCUGUUUUACCUCUAUUCGAUGACUUCGUUAUCAAUGCUGAACUUUGAAAGAUAUAUGGGCAUUUUGCAUCCACUGUUUCACCGAGCAAAAGUAACCAAAACACGAAUCUUGACAUAUGUUGUUGUUGUCUGUGGGAUACAAACUGUGUUCGCCAUUAUAACUUUGCCAUUCGUUCGCGUAUGCCGUUACCUUAUUGGUGGAACAUCAAUUCUUCUCGCCGCCAUGACUGUGUUUGUCUAUACAAGCAUUUGUUGCUCCCGCUUUAAGAAUUCGAAUUAUCCUGGUAACUGCAUCUCCCACGAAUUCAAAAAUCAAACAAAAAUGAACAGGGCACGAUUUAAGAAGGAACUAAAACUAGCAAAAGCCUGUUUCAUUGUUGUACUAAAUUUUCUCAUCUGUAAUGUGGCAGUCGUUCACAUGGCGUUUAAAUUAUUUAAGAUAAAUGAUGAGUACAUUGAGGCAAUGCAUAAAAAAUGGGCCUUCUUGUUCAUGCUUAGCAAUUCCACAAUCAAUUCCUUGGUGUAUUUUUGGCAAAAUAAAGAUCUUCGCGUACAUGCGAAAGCAUUCCUCAGAAAAACCGCGAUACGUCUACAUUGGAAAAAUCCGGACCCAAUCCUUAACCAUCAACCUCAAGCUUAUAUCUUAGCAUCACCAUUUUUCACACCUGGUUUUAACGCAAGGCUAACCCCCAAGCAUAUUCGUAGCAAUAACGCAGAUGACUUAACCCUAAACCCUCUUUCUCAAUCACAAGUCUCAUCCAACCCAGACAGCAGCCAUGAACUUGGCAUCAUGCCUACUCCAAGACCCAGCCUCUUCUUAAAUACUAACAACCUCAACUGCAAUCCAAAUCUUUCCAGUAAACUUACUCCAGGUCAAAACCUGAAAUCUCAUCAACUUGGUCCUCUUAACCCAAUAACACUGGUGUGCGGACGUAAUGGAUGGGUUGCGUACAAUGCCAAGUUAG
Messenger RNA from Paramuricea clavata, 1321 nucleotides. NCBI's taxonomy places the organism in Eukaryota, Metazoa, Cnidaria, Anthozoa, Malacalcyonacea, Plexauridae. The record is from the annotation of a GenBank genome assembly.